Molecule: messenger RNA, 2627 nt
Organism: Esox lucius (northern pike)
Lineage: Eukaryota; Metazoa; Chordata; Actinopteri; Esociformes; Esocidae
Exons: 2
Coding region: 542-2476 (644 amino acids)
Biological process (GO): positive regulation of cell size; positive regulation of translation
Source: RefSeq, a predicted model, not a curated record
UGGAGACACAGCAUAUACCAGAGAUUAAAAAACAGGAAUCUUGAUUGAAGUUCCACUAGUCUCCCUCGGCAAGCGGGCUAAAGAGAUAGACAGAUAUAGAGCGAGAGAGAGAGAGAGGUACAGGGGGAGCGAGAGGUACGGCGAGUGAGAAAGAGUGGGAGGAAGAAAAAGCGAGAAGGGGAGACAGCGCAGAGUGGGCGGGAGGGGGAAUGAGUGAGAGCGAGAGAGAGAGGGAGAGAGAAGGGGAGAGACAGGAAGCGUGCCACAGCAACCGAGCCAGAGAUGCAGGGAGGAAGAUCGAGCAAGAGGAAGACAGAGAGGCCCUGAGCAGCGGAGAGGCCAACAGGGUGACGUAGAAAGGACUACAGCGUGGAAGUAAAGGGAGAGGACUGGCGGAGCAGGAAAAGGGGGAGGAAAGACUGAGGAAUACAAUCAGAAACAGGAAAGGGGAAGAGUGGGUGGGGGUCCGAACGGAAGAAAGUUUCUGAGAGCGAGGGAAAGAGCGGGAGAGAGAAGUCAAUGAGAAAAACAUUCCACGUGAAUGGCAAGUCCUGGAAGCCGCAGGAAAAGCCUUUUCUAUAGGGAGUUCCUCUAUGCCGGCCGGACAGUUUCCGUCAUGUUCUCAGACACCUCAGCGCCUGGGGAGCACAGGGUUCUUCAGCACAGCAACCCUAAUCUAAACCUCUGGUUCCACAACGGACUCGGGGCCCAUCACAGCGACAUGGGACUCAAUGGGCAGUGCAGGCGGGUUGAUGCCAACCCCAUCUAUUCCAACAGAUUCAAAGAGGUAGGCUUUACAGCACAAGAGGCAACAAACAACACACAUGAGACGGAAAGAACCGGUCCUCAGCUAAAUGGACUGGGACUGGAGGCUAGGAGGCUACGCUUUGCCUCUCUUUAUGUGCAGUCCGAUUCGAGUAGUCAAGAGGGCCGCCCCUCCAGAUGGAGCCAGGGCUUGUCUCCAGAGCUAGGCCUGAGACAUACCAUGUCUGGAAGGAGCCAUUGCACAGAAAGCUCCUUUGUUGGGAACCACCGGCAAACUUUACCACACCCCUCAGUCAGGAAAUGCUUGACAGGCACCGCCCUUGGCCUGGCUCCGCCAACUCAGUUCAAAGGUCAAGACGGCUGUAAAGUGCCUGCUUGUUUGGAAGACCAGCUUCAGGGCCAUUCCAGACAGACCUGUCAGAGAGACCUUUCUACGUUCAGCUUAAUGGAUUCGGCAACAGUCACACAGGACCGACCCAGACACCAAAGUUUCAGUUCCACUUUGAGUUCCAAAAAAGGGAAAAGCCAAAACAGCCAUAGAGAUAUGACUAGACCGGCAAGAGGCCCAGAGACCAGACUAGACAAGAAAGAUUUGACAAAACCUGUGGAGGGUUACAACGGACCCAGCUGUCUACAUGAGAUCAUCUUCUCCACAGAGAUUCCUCAGAAAAAUAUGAAAGGUCCCACACCAAAACCCCAGCAGAGUCCCAGUAAGUCCUUUCCUACCACAGAGGACAUCCAAACCAGGCCCCCCAGUGCCAACCAGGGCUCCAGUAGAGGGACAAGCCGGGCUGGGUCAAAAAGGAGCCAUCAGAAGGUGGUUCGGGAUCAGAUUCAGAGAGUGGUGAAGAACCUGGAGGAGGUUCUAGGAGGCCUGAAGGACGUCCAUCAGGAGAUGAAAGAGGUGGUGCAGCAGAUUGAGUUACUGACCUCGUCCAUUGACCUGAGUGAAGGGGAGGCCAGCCCCAGCUUGCACAGUGACAGCAGCUCCACGUCCAGUUCCAGCGGAGUGGCGAUGAGCAGCGGCCGCCAGAGGCCCGGUGGAGAGGAGGCCCGGCCGGGGGCUGCAGCUCUGUCCUCCCACAUCAGGACUCAUUUACCACAGCCACACAACCCUCCCUCCAGACCAGUCUGCCUCCCCCGCCAACCUUGUCCCAGUAAGAGUAGCUCCAUUCGCCCUAACACUCCUGGGGUGUCGCCCCUCACAUCAAACCGCACCAACCCACACCAAACCAACACCCAUGACCUCUCAGUCAAGACCAAGAGCCCACAUUACCCACACAUCACUCUGUCAUCCCCCAACAAAACCAGUCUGCUUUACCCCAUUAACCCAAGAUCCAGCGCUGCUCUCUAUCACAACCUUGGGCUUUCACCCCACAGAGGCGUGCCCACCACUCACACCCCAGGUCCUUCUGUCACCCUAGAGACCCACACAGGGCCACACAUGGGGGAUCUCCCUGUCAGCCCACCCAGAGACCGUGAGACCCAGACCCAAGGUGAGGGGGUGAUGCCAGCAUCUGCUAAAUCACCGGGGCUAAACCCGGGCCAGACAGCCCCACAAGGCCAAGGGAGGGUUCCAGGCUCUAGGGGCCACAAACCACCUCCCUACCCCCACAACAGACACUCAGAUCGGGUGGCAAGUAAAGGCAAGGACCCCAGGAAAGCUCCCCCGUACCCUGUGAAGAGAAGACUGCUGUCCACCACGGUGUGACAGGAAGGCAGUUGGCUGGAUAGACCCACAGAGCUGCAGGAGCAGAGGGCUGAUUUAAUGCUUUCCAACUCGAUCCACAGCAGAAACUAUGUUUCCACGGUGACGGGAAGCAUCUCGGGGUAAGUAUACAGUGCGUCAGCAAAGACCUGCU